AUGAAACUUCUGCAAAAAUAUGAGCGUUCUUCGGGGCAGAUGGUAAACCUUGAUAAAUCAGAGGCAUCGUUUAGUCAAAAUGUUUGUGAAGAAGAUAAAGUUUUGAUCCGGUCAAGGAUGGGAGUAAAGACGGUCACGAGCCACUCAAAGUACCUUGGUUUGCCAGUUGUCCUAGGAAGAUCGAAGAAAGAGGUUUUUACUCUAGUUGUUGAGAGAGCGUGGAAGAAGAUCAAAGGGUGGAAAGAACAAUUUCUGUCCAGAGCAGGGAAAGAGGUCCUCAUAAAAGCGGUGGCCCCGGCGAUACCAACCUACAUUAUGGGAUGCUAUAAGCUUCCGUUAGUAAUCUCUUAG
This is a messenger RNA of Vicia villosa (hairy vetch), 351 nucleotides long. RefSeq lists its product as uncharacterized. Lineage: Eukaryota; Viridiplantae; Streptophyta; Magnoliopsida; Fabales; Fabaceae. Bases 1 to 351 code for a protein of 116 amino acids. The transcript has a single exon. The record is from RefSeq and is a predicted model, not a curated record.